Echinostoma caproni is the source of this 1404-nucleotide messenger RNA. Lineage: Eukaryota; Metazoa; Platyhelminthes; Trematoda; Plagiorchiida; Echinostomatidae. The record is from the annotation of a GenBank genome assembly.
UUCCCAUACUAUCGCGAGAAUAAACAAGGCUGGCAAAAUUCCAUUCGACACAACCUCAGCCUGAACGAUUGUUUUGUCAAAGUGGCACGUGACGAUAAGAAACCGGGCAAAGGAUCCUAUUGGACACUACAUCCAGAAGCGCAUAGUAUGUUCGAUAACGGAUCUUUUUUGCGCCGUAAAAGACGUUUUAAAACCGACAUGAACUCACUGGGACGAUAUAGCAAUUCGAAAAAACGUGCCCUAAUGGAACGGAACACAAACAAAUCGGUCAGUAUGAACGGGACGACAGAGAAAGAGGAGGACACGAGGACUGAUGAUGGACAACACCCAAGUGACACGAUCGCAGCACAUGCCGAGGCUGAAUCGAAUUCUACCAGUCAGACAUAUCUAUUGAAACGAGAGCGUACCGAUCUAUCGUCUGCUGUGCCAUACGAGACGGACGAGCCGUGUGCAAAAUACUCCGCUCACUAUGAACCAUUGAGUACCAGGGAAUUGUAUGCGACCAGUGUCAACUAUCAUCCACUUCGUAGUUUACAAAAUCAAGUGGAACAGCCCGUUUUCAAUCUGACACCUGAUUGGUCCAAUUCCAGAUAUCCUACCGAUCCGAUUAGGGAUUUCCGUCCACCGGACCUAUUGCCCAAUACCAUGCCGGUCACAAUGGAGACCGCAUUCAAGUCCAAACAUGAUCCACGAACGAUGACGGAUACGAACCGACAUCCCGGUGUGAUGAUGAUGAUGUGUGGCUUGAAUUCGCAGCACAGUAGACACCAUGAAACAACCAUCCGUGACACAUCGAACAGAGAAGAUCCGAGGCGAUUUCGCAUGACAGACGAUUCCCGUAUGGAAUUAGAUGCCACACAACCGGAACAAUUAUCAGCGACAGAUAUACAGACUAACAAAGAACGUAAUCUCAUUCCGGCCGUGGAAGACUAUUCCCAAGGAUCCAAUAUUAAACCAGAACAGAAGGAUUAUAUCACCGUAUCCCCAACAGAUACAUACGUGUACACAAAAUCACCGAACAGGAAAUCAGACGGGCCUCCGAAAUACAUGGAUUGUGCCAAUAUUCCCCUAACAGCUGAGGCCGAGUUGGAAUCCCAUCAAACGGGCACUCAGAUGUUUAACCAUACCCCGGGAUACACUCUCGGUUAUUCAGAGAAUUCAUCAAAACAUUCGUCCAAAUUCUUCGCUCCAUUGGACACCAUGAAAAUGGCGGCUGCGGCUGCAAUCGCGUGGCAAGCGCAUUUGACCGACUAUCCAAGUCAUGACUCGUUUGCAUUCUGGUCCCAGACAAAUCAAUCGAGUGAAUCAUGUCACCCGUCUGCUCCCUCCCCCACCUCCACCCUUUCACCGACUACAACUGUAACUGAACAAAUGCAAUUGUUUUUUCCUUUGGACAGUGUGUGA